AAAACAUUUUUCUCACCCCGUCUCUCGUCUAUCUCCGUCAGUCACCGGGUGUGGUCGCCGGCUCGCCGCCGCCACGGGCAACGUGCACCUUCUUCCUCCCUUCCCUUUCGCUCCCUUCCAUCCCAUCUGGUGACGCCACCACCAAACACCACCCGCCUCUGUCCCUAAGACUCUGACCACCACCCCACCUAUUAAGACGAAGCCACGCACCCCAAUUCCCAAGGGAGAGACACAGAGAGGCGGGGAGCGAUGGCGGUGGUCGGCGUCCUCGCGCUGCAGGGAUCCUACAACGAGCACAUGGCCGCGCUGAGGAGGAUCGGGGUGAAGGGGGUGGAGGUGCGCAAGCCGGAGCAGCUGCAGGGCCUCGACUCGCUCAUCAUCCCCGGCGGCGAGAGCACCACCAUGGCCAAGCUCGCCAACUACCACAACCUUUUUCCUGCACUCCGAGAAUUUGUUGGUGCAGGAAAGCCCGUGUGGGGAACUUGUGCUGGGCUCAUUUUCCUUGCAAACAAGGCGGUAGGACAAAAAUCAGGAGGCCAGGAGUUUGUUGGAGGACUAGAUUGUACAGUCCACCGGAACUUUUUUGGGAGUCAGCUUCAGAGCUUUGAAACCGAACUUUCAGUGCCAAUGCUUGCAGAGAAGGAAGGAGGGAGUCAUACAUGCCGUGGCGUAUUUAUUCGAGCACCUGGUAUCUUGGAAGUAGGAUCAGAUGUUGAAAUAUUGGCUGAUUGUCCUGUCCCUGCUGGUAGAGCCAGCAUUACAAUAACAUCUGGCGAGGGUUUUGAGGAAGGUAUGUAUUCCAAAGAUCGGGUAAUUGUUGCGGUACGGCAAGGGAACAUCCUCGCCACUGCUUUUCAUCCAGAAUUGACAUCAGACUCUAGAUGGCAUCGCCUCUUCUUAGACAUGGACAAAGGAUCUCAUGCAAAGGCCUUCUCUGCGCUAUCGCUAUCGACGUCUUCAAGAGAUGCGCUAAGCAGGUCAAAGAGUAAGCCUCUUGAUCUGCCAAUAUUUGAGUAGAAGCAGAAAGAAGUCUGCCAAACACUGAAGAAAGAAGUUUACUAAACUUUGAUCAUUCAGUUGGUGACAACUGACAUGAAAGCAGCUGGGUGUCUGCUGUAGUGCUGUGCUCAGCCCAAAUGGCAUUUCUGUUGUCAAAACUGUACCAAUCAAAAUAAUGGUAUUGCAUUCCAAACAUUGUAUCAUUUGUAAUCUUGGUAAAGGAAGCUAGUCAGUUCAAUACAAGUCAAUACACACUCUUCCUGAUUCCUA
Brachypodium distachyon (stiff brome) is the source of this 1269-nucleotide messenger RNA. Its product is annotated as probable pyridoxal 5'-phosphate synthase subunit PDX2. The transcript has 7 exons. NCBI's taxonomy places the organism in Eukaryota, Viridiplantae, Streptophyta, Magnoliopsida, Poales, Poaceae. Gene Ontology annotation, cellular component: glutaminase complex; cytosol. Gene Ontology annotation, molecular function: glutaminase activity. The record is from RefSeq and is a predicted model, not a curated record. The coding region runs from base 250 to 1017 and encodes 255 amino acids. Gene Ontology annotation, biological process: pyridoxine metabolic process; pyridoxal 5'-phosphate biosynthetic process.